This is a messenger RNA of Paramormyrops kingsleyae, 3650 nucleotides long. The record is from RefSeq and is a predicted model, not a curated record. NCBI's taxonomy places the organism in Eukaryota, Metazoa, Chordata, Actinopteri, Osteoglossiformes, Mormyridae.
ACGGAUCCGCCGGCGGAAAAACGCGAGAGUUAAAGCCGGGAGCUCGGAGGCCGUGUCCGAUAACCGAGAGCGCGACUCGGCCGCUUUGGCGAAACAGGCAGCCAGGUUUCACAAGGACGACGAUGAGUUUAGAUAAAGCUGAGCUUUGCGACUCGUUGUUAAGCUGGCUGCAGACAUUUCAAGCCCCUUCCUGCGCCAGCAAGGCGGACCUGACCAAUGGGGUGGCUAUCGCUCAUGCCCUACACAGCAUAGACUCAUCCUGGUUCAACGAGACAUGGGUCGGCAGGAUCAAGGACGAAAGGGGGACCAACUGGCGACUGAAGGUUAGCAAUCUAAAGAAGAUCCUUCAGAGUAUGCUGGAGUAUUACCACGAUGUGUUGGGUCAGCAAGUGUCAGAUGAGCACCUGCCUGAUGUCAAUCUCAUUGGAGAGAUGGGAGACGUGAUUGAAUUGGCGAAGUUGGUGCAGCUUGUUCUGGGCUGUGCUGUCAGCUGUGAGAAGAAGCAAGAACACAUCCAACAGAUAGUGACCCUGGAGGAGUCGGUGCAGCACGUCCUCAUGGCUUCCAUUCAGGAGCUCUUGACAAAGGAGACUGUGGAACCGGGGACCCCAGAGACCUAUGGAGACUUUGACUUCCAGUCCCGGAAAUACUACUUCCUCAGUGAGGAGAUGGAGGAGAAGGAGGACUUGAGCAAGCGUUGCCGAGACUUGGAGCAUCAGCUGUCAGUUGCUGCCGAAGAGAAGGCCGCGCUGUCGGCGGAGAUGCGCUCCCUCAGGGAGCAGCUGAGUCACCGCGACACGCUGGAUGCCUCGUCCACCAUCACGGGCAAGAAGCUGUUGCUGCUGCAGAGCCAGAUGGAGCAGCUGCAGGAGGAGAACUUCAGGCUGGACAGCGCUAAGGACGACCUGCGGACUGGCGCCGAGCUGCUAGAGCGCGAGGUAUCCGACCUGCAGCAGCGCAACGAGCAGCUGACCAGCCUGGCCCAAGAGGCCCAGGGUCUCAAGGACGAGAUGGACAUCCUGAGGCACACGUCGGAGCGCGUCGGCGGCCUGGAGGCACUGGUGGACACGUACAAGCGCAAACUGGAGGACCUGGGCGACCUGCGCCGGCAGGUGCGGCUGCUGGAGGAGCGCAACACGGUGUACAUGCAGCGCACCUGCGAGCUGGAGGAAGAGCAGCGGCGCAGUGGUGCAGUGCGCAGCCAGCUGGACGCCUACAAGAGCCAGGUUCAGGAGCUGCACGCCAAGCACAUGUCGGAGGCUCUGAAGGCGGAGAAGUGGCAGUUUGAGUACAAUAACCUCCACGACAAGUACGAGGCCCUGCGGAAGGAGAAGGAGCGCCUCAUCUCGGAGCGGGACACCCUGCGCGAGACCAACGAGGAGCUCCGCUGUGCGCAGGUGCAGCAGAAGUUUCUCAGCCAAUCGGGUGGCCUGUGUGAUGACUCGGCUUCCACUGUGGGAAACCUGGCUUCCGAGAUCAUGCCCACAGAGUUCAAGGAGACGGUGGUACGGCUGCAGAGCGAGAACAGGAUGCUGUGUGCGCAGGAGGAGAGCUACAGGCAGCAGCUGGCUGAGGUGCAGAGCCAGCUGGAGGAGUCACAGCGGAGACACAACACCCUGGAGACCCAGAACAGGCUGGACCGGCAGCAGAUCGGCGAGCUGCACAGUCAGGUGGGGGAGCUGCAGGGGGCGCUGCAGGAGCAGGGCAGCAAGGCGGAGGAUGCCAUUUCCUCCUUGUUGAAGAAGAAACUGGAAGAGCACCUGGAGAAGCUUCAUGAAGCCCAUUCGGACCUGCAGAAGAAGAAGGAGGUCAUCGACGACCUGGAGCCCGGCGUGGAUAACAACAUGGCCAAGAAGAUCAGCGAGCUGCAGGAGAUCCUGAAGAAGAAGGAUGAGGACAUGAAGCAGAUGGAGCAGCGCUACCAGCAGUAUGUGGAGAAGGCUCAGACGGUGAUAAAGGCAGUGGACCCCAAGAAAAAGUCCAGCUCUCCAGAGGUGCAGACUCUCAGGAACCAGUUAAAUGAGAAGGAGAAGAAGAUCCACUACCUCGAGCAGGACUUUGAGAAGUCCAAAUCCAGACACGAGCAGGAGGAGAAGCUGAUCAUCAGCGCCUGGUACAACAUGGGCAUGGCUCUCCACCAGAAGGUCGUGGGUGAGCGCUCUGGGUCGCCAGGUCAGGCGCAGUCCUUCCUAGCCCAGCAGAGGCAGGCCACCUACGCCAGGCGCAGCCUCUCUGCCAGGCUGCAGCACCGAUGAGCCCCUUGUUCCAGGGAGCAUAUUGGGGAAAAGGUUUCAUGGUUUGAGGCGGAGUAUAGUGGCACAACACGACGUAAAGCAUUUUAUUUUCCUUACUUGGCCCCUACUACCAUAACCACAAUAAGUAUUUGCUGUUUUUAUUUGGUUUUAUUCCACUAUUUCCCUCCCUGCUGUACAUUUUUUUUGUGGUGUGCUGCUUCCCCCUACUGGCCCAUCAAGGUAAAUGCAGACGCUGAGAGUCUGUGACUUGGUGGCGCUGGUUGGACUCUUCCCACGGUCAGGAAAAGGCUUCGCUUGUGAUAAUCCAUGGUGGGUGGGGCCGCCGCGUGUCCUUUUACCUACUGUGGUCUUUGUAAAGUACACUACUUACAGUGAAGGAACGUGGCACCUUAAUGAUUUCGGCUAGAGACACUAUCUUUUAGAGAGGGGGGGGGGGGUUUCGCUAAAAAUCCUGCAACUACAGGACCUUUGCCUUUAUGGGGUUUUUGGUAGGAAUUUUAAAGUAAUUACCAAGUAGCAAUUACUGAGUAGUUCGUUUUACUGGGGUGAUUGUUUUUACUCUUUAAAAAAAAAAAUACUACUGAUGAUGAAAUCAGUUGGUGGCUUUUAAAUGUGCACUUUCCGUACAUGUCCUGUACAGAUCAGGCAAAUUUUCCAUGCAGUAUCCGUCAUGAUCAUCAGGCACUUUUUAUAGCAUAUUUUGCUCUGAAUAUUACUAUGAAAACUGACCGUCUCUCAGUAUGCACUGUAUUAGACAGUACACUGGCCUUCCGACGUGACUCAUUUUAACUGGAAGACUAAAGGCUGCUUAUGUCACUGAUGUGUGGCAGCUGUAGAUGAUGGUACUAUGCUGUGGAUGUAUGGGAGCCUUUUGAAAUGUACUUUAGAAGUACAGGUACACUGGAUGGCUGCCCUUUGACUGUUUGAUACGUCCCCGGUUUUCCUGUCCUGCUCCUUACUUUGUCUGAAUCAUUGUCAUUGAUGUUUCACCAUUGAAACCAAAGUUUAAAUGCUUGGAGUUUUUUUUUUGUUGUUUGUCUUUGCUUGUGGUUUUUUUUUUCUUUCUUGCUUUGCUUAACAUGCUGAUAUCUCCCCCCCCCCUGCAAUCACCCCCAAAUUCCUUUUUGUCUCUUGUUCUCCUGAUGUGAUGCUGUAGUUGCUUCCAUGGGGGUGGGGGGUGGUGACCUUUGGGGGACCCCCUGCUUGCCAGCUGCUGCUCUGGCUUCGGGGGGGGGGGAUGUUGGCUGUUGCCGCCCCACAAACUUAUGGAAACUGUUUUGUUGUGAUUCAGCUACAGAUUUGUUUGUUUUUAUCCUUCCAAGGUGGUUUUACAACUCUAGCAUGUCUGUUUUCUGUUAUCCACACUACAAAUAAAACAGACCCUAAGUACCAGAA